AAGUAUUGCCUUCACUUUCAACCCGUACUUUCUCUGUUUCUAAACACCCCCCACAAAAUUUUCUCACUCGAGAAUUUUCCCGGAAAAUCUCACCUUUUUCGAUUUCUCAGUCAAGACAAACAACAACAAAAACUCUAAAUUCUUUCUUAAUUCUUGCCAAAUUCGAAGGAGAGAGAAAGAGAAAAAGAAAAGGAAAAAAGGUUAAUGGCAUCACUGGGAUCUCCGUCUUCUUUCUGGUGCUACCGCUGCAACCGCAUAGUUAGGGUUCCACAAAACCACGCCGUUCUCCUCUGCCCCGAUUGCAACUCCGGCUUCCUCGAAGAGCUCCAAACCCCUCCCCACUCGCGCCGAUCCACGCGCGGCGGCGGUGGGUCCCCCUUCAACCCGGUAAUCGUCCUGCGCAACGCAAACGACGUCGUCUCGCCCGAAACGCGGAACUUCGAACUCUACUACAACGACGCCGUUUCAGGUUCCUCCGGCCCAAGCAGUCUCCGUCCUUUACCACAGGGAGUAUCCGAGUUCCUCAUGGGCUCCGGCUUCGACAAUGUACUCGACCAGCUCGACGCCGCCGCGGGGGGCGCCGGAGCACUGCCCCCCACGGCAGCGUCGAAAGCGGCGAUCGAGUCGAUGCCGGUGGUUAAGAUCCUCGCGAGCCACACCUACGCGGAAUCGCACUGCGCGGUCUGCAUGGAGAAUUUCGAGAUCAACUGCGACGCACGUGAGAUGCCGUGCGGUCACGUGUACCAUUCCGAGUGCAUCGUGCCGUGGCUCUCGGUGAGAAACUCGUGCCCCGUGUGCCGCCACGAGGUUCCUUCGGAUGAAGUUGAAGAAAGUAAUAACAAUACUGUGGGGUUGACUAUUUGGAGACUUCCUGGGGGAGGAUUCGCUGUGGGCAGGUUCAUCGGAGGGAGGGAGCUCCCACUGGUGUAUACGGAGAUGGACGGCGGGUUUAACGGCGCUAACGGCGUUCCAAGGAGAGUCGCUUGGGAUAGCUCCGUUGGGAGGUCUAGGGAGAAUAGAGGCUUCGGUGCUGCUUUCAGGAAUGUUUUUUCGUAUAUCGGGAGGGUUAGGAGCUCGUUUUCUCGCCGAACGAGAAAUUCGCGUGCCAACGGAAGAUCUCGUUCUUAAACAACGGUCUGCAAUUGCAAUUUCGAUCGUAACGUCAAGGUUAUUAGAGCUCACUGACUGUGACGCGGUCGCAAUUGAUGCUGCGCUGUCCUCAACAUUUUUCUGCAAUUUUCUACGAUAUCAAAGGCUGCGGUGAUGAGACCGCAAUCGCAGAUUCGCAGUAAGGUUUUAAGAAAAAACGUGAUUGCAAUUGACGUCACAUCAGCUGCAUUUGUCUGCAAUUUUUCUGUUGUAUUCGGAAACAAUGACGAGACUGCAACUUUUUUUACCACAGUGGGAUUUUUCGAUUUUUGUGAUGUUUUUAGUUUGCUAAGUAUUCGUUUGAAUUUUUAGAGGAAAUGCAUUUUUUUUUUGUAAUGUUUUUAGUCUGUUAAGUAUUCGAUUGGAUUCUGAUACUGUAAAUACUAUAACUGAUCAAACGGUUUCUGGAAUUGCUGAAUGGCGUUUUUGAAUUAGCUCGGGGUUUUGGGAACCGGAUAAGAAGAGCAUUCAAGCAGUUGUGAAUCACCACUGUUGGAUAAAGGUUUAAACUUCAGAUAUGUUUUUAUAAUUGAUAAUUGAUAACAGAUUCGAGAUAAAAUAUGAUUUGUAUUUCCUGAA
This is a messenger RNA of Glycine soja, 1728 nucleotides long. RefSeq names its product E3 ubiquitin-protein ligase RDUF1-like. Lineage: Eukaryota; Viridiplantae; Streptophyta; Magnoliopsida; Fabales; Fabaceae. Gene Ontology annotation, biological process: protein ubiquitination. Gene Ontology annotation, molecular function: ubiquitin protein ligase activity. The transcript has a single exon. Gene Ontology annotation, cellular component: cytoplasm. The record is from RefSeq and is a predicted model, not a curated record. Bases 205 to 1128 code for a protein of 307 amino acids.